This is a messenger RNA of Pogoniulus pusillus (Red-fronted tinkerbird), 7364 nucleotides long. It is a transcript of the gene LCT, whose product is annotated as lactase. Gene Ontology annotation, molecular function: beta-glucosidase activity. The record is from RefSeq and is a predicted model, not a curated record. Gene Ontology annotation, biological process: carbohydrate metabolic process. The transcript is spliced from 17 exons. Lineage: Eukaryota; Metazoa; Chordata; Aves; Piciformes; Lybiidae. The coding region runs from base 1 to 5778 and encodes 1925 amino acids.
AUGGAGCUGCUUUGUAAGACCAUCGUCUUCUUUCUGUUUGUGUCUCUCAGCUUUGGGAUUGACUGGGAAUUUGCUCAAAAUUUUAUUGCCGUUGCUGGACCUCUAACCAGUGAGUUAGUAAAUAGAUUGCAUCUGCAGGACCAAGCCCUACCCAAAGAAGAUGGAUGCCCUGCUGUAUCUGAAGGCCAUGGUGCCCUGUGCCAACAAGGUCUUGCAGCUCUUGAGCUGCCCCAGUACUUCUCCCGCCUUCGUGAGAUUGGGGUGACACACUACAAAGUCUUCCUGCCGUGGGCACGCAUUCAUCCAACAGGAGAUGCCAGGAAGCCAGAUGAAGCUCAAGUGCAGUGCUACGAGGAGCUGCUCAGGAUGCUGGUUGCUGCAGAUCUCAGGCCGGUGGUAGUUCUGCAUCACCAGUGUGUCCCUGGUGCUGUGGCUGCACAGGCCACAGGUGGGAAAGCCACUGCUUUUGCUGACCUCUUCCUGCAGUAUGCAGAGUUCAGCUUCCGUGUGUUUGGGGACCUGGUCAGUAUGUGGCUCACCUUCAGUGACCUGCCAGAGGUUCUUAAGAGCCUGCCCUAUGAAGACACCCAGCACCAAGCCCAGGCCUUAGCUGCUGCUCAUGAAAGAGCUUACACCACCUACCACGAGAAAUACUCACUGGCAGGUGGAAAGCUGUCCAUUGCUUUAGGAGCGGGUCAUGUUUUGGAUCGUUCUUCCUUGGAAUUGCUUUCAGUUUCUCUUCAGGAUUCAGUAGACUUUCUGUCUCUCAACCUCCAGUACUACUGUGGAAAUGAAACAGACUUCUACAAGAAAUUGAGUGAAUUCCAGAAUGUCUGGAAAGACACACAGAUCUUGAUUUUCAGUCUAAAGUUCCUUGAUUGUGAUUCCGUGGAAGAGAAUCCUUCCAUACCAGUAGCUGCCGUUUUCACUGCUAUUAGUAAAGACAAGACACUAAUAAUUGGAACUGAUGUUAAUGAGUUAUUGGACUUCUCACCUCGCAUUUUAAGCAAAGCAAAUGCUCUGCGGGAGGACCAAGAUGCUGUUCCCACCUCUCGCUCCUCCUAUCAAACAGUUUGGGAAAUGUUUGCUAAAGAGACUGAACUGGAGAGGGAUUCUUUUCUGCAAGAUGUUUUCCCAAGUGGUUUCCUCUGGGGCACAUCCACAGGGGCUUUUAACAUUGAAGGGGCUUGGGCAGAGGAUGGGAAAGGAGAGAGCAUCUGGGAUCAGUUUGGGCACACAGGUCAUGUCUACAUGAACCAAACAGCGGAUGUGGCUUGUGACAGCUACUAUAAAACCAGCUAUGAUGUUUACCUUCUUAGGGGUCUCCAACCCCAGCUGUACAAAUUUUCUUUAUCCUGGCCUAGAAUUCUCCCUGCUGGCACCACCAAGACCAUCAACUCCAAGGGUGUUGAUUAUUACAACCAAUUAAUUAACCGUUUGCUAGAGUCUAACAUUGAGCCCAUGGUGACUCUGUUCCACUGGGACCUUCCACAAGCUCUCCAGGUUCUUGGUGGCUGGCAGAAUGACAGUAUCAUAGAUGCUUUUGUAAAUUAUGCAGACUUCUGCUUUGCCACUUUUGGGGAUAGGAUCAAGUUCUGGGUUACUUUCCAUGAGCCUUGGGUUAUCAGCUAUGCCGGCUACGGCACUGGAGAGCAUCCACCAGGAAUCACAGACCCAGGAGUAGCAUCUUACAAGGUGGCUCACACAAUUCUCAAGGCUCAUGCCACAGUCUGGCACCUGUACAAUAACAAGUACCGUUCUCAGCAACAGGGGAAGGUGGGGCUGGUGCUGAACUCUGAUUGGGCUGAACCCAAGACUCCAACCAACUCUGAGGACGUGAGGGCCUCUGAGAGGUACCUGCAGUUCAUGCUUGGCUGGUUCGCUCACCCUGUAUUUGUUAAUGGCGAUUACCCAGAUAUCCUGAAGGCUCAGAUCCAGGAAACAAACCAGCAGUGCUCCACAACAGUUGCCCAGCUGCCUGUGUUUACAGAAGAGGAGAAGUCCUGGGUGAAUGGGACUGCAGACUUUUUUGGUCUUUCCCAUUACACUUCCCGCCUGGUCAGUGCUGUGACUGAUGAGACCUGCACUGCAAGCUACGAGAGCAUCGGGCGCUUCUCCGUGCAUGUAGAUCCUUCUUGGCCGCAGGCUGCCUCUUCUUGGAUCCAUGUGGUCCCUUGGGGGUUAAGGCGCCUGCUGAAGUUUGUGUCCCAGGAAUACACAGGGACAAAGAUCCCAAUUUACAUAGCAGGAAAUGGUGUGCCGACAGAAGAUACAGGGGAUCUGAUUAACGACACUCUGCGGGUUAGUUAUUUCCGGCGGUAUAUCAACGAGGCUCUGAAAGCUGUGAAACAAGAUAACGUUGAUGUUCGGUCAUAUAUUGCUCGAUCCCUGGUUGAUGGCUUUGAAGGCCCAGUGGGAUACAGGCUAAAAUUUGGGCUGCAUCAUGUGAAUUUUGAAGACAGCAACAGACCGAGGACUCCCAAGGCAUCUGCUUUUUUCUAUUCCAGUGUUAUUGAAAACAAUGGUUUCCCUUCCAAAGUCUCGGACACAUCUUCUACACCAGUGGUGUUUCACCAACCUGUGCCAUCGAAGUUGCCAUAUUUGCCUGCUUCAGAAGUUCCCUCCAAGGCAAAGAUUGUCUGGAAGAAAUUUUCAUCUCAAACAAACUUUGAAAGGGACAUGUACUUAUAUGGGACAUUCCCAGAAGACUUUAUGUGGGGUGUGUCUUCCUCUGCCUACCAGAUAGAGGGAGGUUGGGAUGCUGAUGGCAAAGGACCCAGCAUUUGGGAUAACUUCACCCACGUCUCAGGGAAUAUAAAAAAUGAUGAUACUGGAGAUAUAGCUUGUGAUAGUUACAACAAGGUGGAGGAAGAUAUUUACCUGCUGAGAGCCUUAGGGGUGAAAAACUAUCGUUUCUCCCUGUCCUGGCCUCGGAUUUUCCCCAACGGAAGGAACAGCUCAGUAAACAGCCAUGGAGUUGACCACUACAACCGUCUCAUUGAUAAACUGGUUGCCAACAACAUUGCUCCAGUAGUCACUCUCUACCACUGGGACCUGCCCCAAGCUCUCCAGGAUGCUGGUGGCUGGGAGAACAGUGAGCUGAUUGACCUGUUUGAUAGUUUUGCAGACUUUUGUUUCCAGACCUUUGGAGACAGGGUGAAGUUCUGGAUCACAUUCAAUGAACCCCAAGUCAUUGCCUGGGCUAGCUAUGGCACUGGAGAAUUUCCACCAAACAUCAAAGAACCUGGCAGUGCUCCCUACAGGGUUGCCCACAUCUUACUUAAAGCUCAUGCCAGGGUCUACCACACAUAUGAUGACAAAUACAGAGCGAGUCAGGGAGGGGUUAUUGCUCUGUGUCCCAACAUUGACUGGGUUGAGCCACAGACACCAAGCAACCCCAGGGACAUAGAAGCUGCAGACAGGUACCUGCAGUUUCUGGUGGGGUGGUUUACACACCCAAUUUUAAAAAAUGGGGACUACCCUGAUGUCAUGAAGUGGAAAGUUGGAAACAGGAGUGAGCUCCAGAACUUGCCAUCGUCUCGCCUGCCGGCUUUCACAGCAGAGGAGCGUGAAUACAUCAGGGGCACAGCAGAUGUCUUCUGCUUCAACACCUACACCUCCAUGAUCAUAACCCACGCAACAACCCAGUUGAGGCCCUUCUCUUAUGAGUAUGAUCAGGAAGUUGCAACAAAAGUUGACAGCUCCUGGCCUUCCUCAGGUCUGUCAAACCACCGUGCUGUGGCCUGGGGGAUGCGGAGGCUACUGAACUGGAUCAAAGAAGAAUAUGGAAACCCCCCAAUAUAUGUACUUGAAAAUGGGGUGGGGCUAAAGACCACAUCAGAGGUUGAUGACAACAGCAGGAUAUUUUACUACAAAACAUACAUAGAUGAAGCUUUAAAAGCUUACAAGUUGGAUGGUGUUAAUCUGAAAGGCUACAAUGCAUGGUCUCUUAUGGAUAGCUUUGAAUGGCUGAAUGGUUAUGAGCUAAGAUUUGGGUUGCACCAGGUUGAUUUUGACAAUCCCAACAGGCCAAGAACCCCGAAGCGCUCUGCUGUGUACUACGCAGAGAUCAUCCACAAUAAUGGUAUCCCACUGCUGGAAGAAGAUCAAUUCUUGUAUGGAGAGUUUCCAAAGAACUUUGUGUGGAGUGUGGCAACUGCAGCAUAUCAGAUUGAGGGAGGUUGGAGAGCAGAUGGGAAAGGACUUAGCAUUUGGGACAAAUAUGCUCACACUCCCUUGAAGAUCAGCAAUGGUGACACUGGAGAUGUAGCCUGUGACAGCUACCACAAGAUUGAAGAGGAUGUGGAAAUGCUGAAAAGCCUGAAGGUGUCUCACUAUCGCUUUUCCAUCUCCUGGUCUCGCGUUCUCCCAGAUGGGACCAUCAGUCACAUCAAUGAAAAGGGCCUGAACUACUAUGAAAGGCUUCUCGAUGCUCUUCUGGCAGCUAACAUUAUGCCUCAGGUAACUCUCUAUCACUGGGACCUCCCACAGGCCCUGCAGAACGUCGGUGGGUGGGAAAAUGACACUAUAGUUCAGAGGUUUAAGGAAUAUGCUGAGCUCCUUUUCCAGAGGCUGGGAGAUAAAGUGAAAUUCUGGAUAACCUUGAAUGAACCCUACAACACUGCAUAUCUUGGCUAUGGUGUUGGCACAGCUGCUCCAGGUGUCUCCGUUCGCCCAGGGCGAGCCCCCUACGUGGUGGGGCACAACCUGAUAAAGGCCCACGCGGAAGCCUGGCACCUCUACAAUGAGACCUACCGGGCAAAACAAGGAGGAGUGAUCUCCAUCACCAUCAACUCUGACUGGGCAGAACCAAGGAACCCACACAAACAGGAGGACAUCGAUGCUGCCAAACAAUACUUGCAGUUUCUUUUAGGCUGGUUUGCUCAUCCCAUUUUCAAAAAUGGUGACUAUAACGAGGUGAUGAAAAGGAGGAUUUGGGAACGCAGCCUGGCGCAGGGUCUGAGUCAGUCCCGACUUCCAGAAUUUACUGAAAGUGAAAAGCAAAGAAUCAAAGGCACCUAUGACUACUUUGGUCUAAACCAUUACACUACAGUUUUAGCAUACAAGAUAAACUACCCUGCUGGUAUUCUGUCGUACGACUCUGACCGGGGUGUGGCUUCAGUAACAGACCGCAGCUGGCUGGGCUCUGGUUCCCUAUGGCUAAAGGUGACACCCUUUGGUUUCCGAAAGAUCCUGAGGUGGAUCAAGGAAGAGUACAACAACCCUCCCAUUUAUGUGACUGAAAAUGGGAUCUCGGAACGGGGAGCCGCAGACCUCAAUGACCCCUGGCGAACACAUUACUAUUGGAGCUACAUUAACGAAGCACUGAAAGCUGUUGUGCUGGACGGUGUUGACUUACGAGGCUACACUGCCUGGACGCUGAUGGACAACUUCGAGUGGGCAGUGGGCUUUGAUGAAAGGUUUGGUUUAUUCCACGUGAACUUCACAGACCCCAGCUUGCCACGGCGCCCCAAGGCCUCGGCCAGGUAUUACUCACAGAUCAUAAACUGCAAUGGGUUUCCAGACCCAACAACGGGCCCACAUCCAUGCCUGGAAGCAGAGCCUGAAGUGACACCGACGGACACUGCCCCAGGAGUGGCCGACAGCGUGCACUUUUUGGGACUAGAUCUAACAUCACAAAGUGCAGAACUAGCUCUCUAUGUGCUUUUUGCCCUUUCUGUAGUUGGAGCAUUGGGCUUGGUUCUUUCUGCAUUCAGGUGCAGAAAAACACCCAAAUCAUCCCAUAAACCACCACAGAUGGAACUCAGUCAAAUGUAGAAGUUCCACUUGGUUGUUUUUUCUGUUUAGAAAACCCCUACAGCACCCAGAGAAGAAACCUAGUGCUUGUACUGCUGCAGCUUUAUGGCUUGCCUCAGAGGUGACUCCCCACCAUUCUCUUCGCUUACCAACUUCAUGUUUUAAAAGAAAUACUUUUUCUGUGUUCCCCUUCUGUUUUCUCCCCAGGCACAAUUGAUUUCUUAAAGACAAAAGUAAAACUGCAGCUUUCUGUCUGCAUAAGGAUUCUGAACUUACAACUUUCAGCUGUUCUCACUUCACCAUCUCCCCUUAGGUGAUGAAGAUCUUUUCAAGUGAUCCAAGAGCAGUGCCUAAAAGCUCUAUUGCUUCUUAGUGGUGAAAGCUGAGGUGGCAGAAGAUGCUGCUUUAGUGCAGGCACUGUACUGGGGCUUUCUUCCCAUUAAUUUUACAUACAAGGAAAAAAAAAAAAACACAUUAAAAAUGGAAGUGGCCUCAGUGCAACGUCUUCAUGGUUGGAGAGACAGAACUUAAGUCUCCUUUAAGCAGCAGCUGAAGCAACACAGCACACCUCUAACACUGAGGUCUCUAACAGUGAAAGGCACAGUCCUUUGGUGGGGGUGAGUGGGACAGAAGGUUGACAUCCUUCCAUGUAGGAAGGCUGUAACCCAUUCUCUAAAACAAGCUUCCAGGCUCUUGUGUUGCAGCCCUCUUGCUAACGACAUUUUCAUUCGAUGUGAUAAAAACUCCUCUUUUUUUCCACUGUAGCACACCACUUCAGAUGUGUUUUACCAGAUUUUAACACAAACAACUCCUGAGUGUAGUAAACUGGGACAAAAAGUCUGCGUUUUAAAUUUUGGUGUAUUAUCCUAACUGCUCACUUCUUUGUGACAAAAGUACUUCAGAGAAACUUCAAGUGAAGACAGUUGUUUUCUGGAAAAUAGUUUAUUGAGUGCUGGGGGACAUUUAAAAACUACAAGAUUUUUGCUUGCAGUUGCAGGAAGCAAGAAAAAGUUAAACAUAAAUUAGUUACCUGAUUUGCUACUUAUAGUGCUUCUGAAACCCUCAUUUUAAUCAGUCAUUGCCUACUAUGACCUUUAUAUUAAUACCUGGCUUUUAAAUUUUUUUAGCAGAAUAUUUAUAGAUUAAAAAGUGCCUUUCUAAGGCAGUAGGGUAAUGAUUAUGAAAGCUGAAGGAGAUUUUCAGUCUUUUUAACUCUUUGCCUCUAGGCCUCAGCUACACCCACUCCAUUUUUCUGACUUUGGUGAAUGUAUUCCAUACUCCACUGUGGGAAUAAGACUAAAUAAUAAUUCAAGUCAGUGUAAAGUAAACCCCACUUGCCCAGAAGCUUUAGCUGACUCAGAUCAAAUAAGAAAGAAAGAAAAAAGCCAGACACCAAUUACUGGAGUUACUUUAAACUACAUUUGUUGUGUAGAAUUUCCAUUCCAAGUAUUGUUUUCAUCUUCUCCAUCAUCUUGCGUCCUCAGUCUAUAGAUUUUGCCUUCUUUUUUGAAGUCUUCCCCCCGCUUUUCCAUGACUCGUUUCCUGACUGCUUGCCUAGGGUACAAAUGACAGCAAGGUUGGACAGUUUCCCUGGUAAUACCUUCUCU